AUUGAUUGUUUUUCGGUGCAGGUGCGAUCGCACCUGCUCGCUGCUUUCUUCCACUCGUCGGCCGUGCUUUGUUCACGCCACUUGCAGAUCCGCCAGCAAAGAUGGCACAGCCACAACUCUGUGCGCAUCACCAAAGAAGCUUUGCACUCAAUCACAAGCCGCCAACCAUCUCUGAGACCGGGGGCGGCGAGGAGCCCGAAGUGGAAGCCGCCCACACGAGUCGGCCCAGUCUGCUGGAAUUGGCGCUGCACAACUCGAGCCAGCGCUUCUGGGUGCAGCAGGACGUGAUAUCGCCAUUGUUGACGCCAGCCCCUGUCGCCCCCGCGGGUCGCUCGCAGAGGUCGUUCAGUCUGCCCUUCAUACAAAAGCCUAACGAGUUCGAAUUGGCCUCUCACAAGCAGAGCGGGGAUGGUCUUUUCACCACGAUUUCUGCCCUUUAUGGUAAAUUGCUGGUUGUCAUGGGGAUCGCGUUCCCAAUGGCAGAGGUUAUUUCCACGCAUGUUCCUGUGUCGUAUUACGAGGGGUUUUACUUGUACCUGUAUUUCGUCAGUCUGAUUUUUCUCUUCAGCAUGUAUUGCAUCUCUUUUCCGACCGUCCGUCCUUUGAAAUCGCUGCCAGGCCAAAGGAAGUUCGGCGGCGAAAGGACCGCCGACGAAGAUGAAAGUGACGAGGCGGCCCAGCAAAAAUUGUGGCGACUUCCUAGAAGGCAGACCAUGCGAUACGGCAGCUUUUAUCUGCGCAUGGGGGCAGUCGCAUUCGGAAUAGGAAGCAUGAUCUAUUCGGGGCUGGAGUUUGGGCAGUAUUUCGAGCUGAAGAAAAACACAAAGUGCCACAACGUCUACCUGGCGCUGACCCCACUGACCAGAAUGGCCUUCAUUAUAGCCCAAAUGAUGUUUAUUUUUAUGAAAAAUAUUCGAUUUGAGUCGAGACCGCAGUUGCGGCUGGUCCUUCGUUUCGGACUGAUGCACAUGAUAGCCACAAAUCUCUGCGUUUGGUUGAACGUUUUAAUUCAAGAAACAAAGCACGAAAUCCUUACAUUUUACGACCCAAACAACAAUAAUUUUUCAGCAGUUUUGAGUCACAACAAUAGUCUCCACGAGAGAAGACACAGGCGCGGCCUUGUCGAAAGACACGACCUCUUUGAGUGCAGAAGGACCAAUAUCAUGGGGUCUUUGGUACAGAACGCGAGUCCCUUCCUCUUCCCUUGCACCAUCGAAUACAGUCUGAUCUGCUGUGUCAUUCUGUACGCCAUCUGGAAGAACGUGGUCACCUCGCCAGCCGGCAAGACGCAGCCCGGAGGAAACACGCGUUCCAGCGUGAGGUCGGCCGGCAAAAUCGUGAGCCACCAGACGUCGCAGCACUUUUCCGUCGACUGCGCCAACGCUCACCGUGGCCUCUUCAGCGGCAUUCUGGUGCUUGUUUUCACAAUCAUCUCGCUGAUCAUGUUCUUUGUGUUGCUCAAAGAGGAGGAGUUCCAGCUGAUUGCCAUCUACGAGUUCAACAUUUGCGAGCUCACACUUUACGUUUCCACGACUGUCGCUUGCUUGUGCUGCAUGUUCCAGAUGAGGAACCUCAAAUACGACAUGCGUCGUAACUUAGACUUGGACAACAUCCUUCUUGUAAUCGCCCAAACCGGCCUCUACAUCUAUAGCAUGUUUUCCAUCAUCGCUGGUUUCUUUUCCGUGGAGGUAACUCGGCCAGGGAUUUUGAUCACCGCCGCUUUCUCGCUCAUCCAAACAACGUGCCAGACUAUUUUCCUGCUGGACGCCUGGUGGCGGAGGUGCUCGACAGCGCAAGACAUGCGACGAAAGCCUGGCCGUCAGUUGGUGACAUUUAUGCUGGUGACCAACAUGGCCAUGUGGACGGUGAAUCGGCUGGAAAACACGCGGGCCGAUUUCCACCCCGUGGAGCUGCGUUUCUACGGCGUCUGGGCGUGGACCAUAAUAACUCAUGUCAGCAUGCCGCUGGCAAUUUUCUACAGAUUCCACUCAACAGUUUGCCUCUGCGAAAUUUGGAAGAGCACUUACAAGAUGAGACUGGUGCCUUGAAUGAGCAGCCUUGUCUGCUCUUAAACAAAAACUUUUGCUCAGUUAAUAUUGUUUUCCUCGUCAUUAAAUCAGGUAUAAUCAGUUUUAAGUACAGCGUAAUAGCAUGCAGGGAGCACUCUAGAGUUUAUUAAAAUUAUAAUUGCGAUAAUUGCUCGCGCAGUUUAGAUGGGGAAACCUAAUCGCUGUAUACCUAGACCUCUAUUUCGUUAUUUUCUUUCAUUUGUUUUGUUUCACAUAAGAACUGUUAUGCAGAGUGAUGAUUCAUACCUCACUUUAUUGGGUUAAUAUAUAUGUAUUGUUUCUAUCUAUAUACUCACUGAAUCGUACAACUUCAGUGAAUUUUAUUAAAAUUAAGCAUUAUUUAUCAUG
Cloeon dipterum is the source of this 2417-nucleotide messenger RNA. RefSeq names its product proton channel OtopLc-like. Gene Ontology annotation, cellular component: membrane. The record is from RefSeq and is a predicted model, not a curated record. Lineage: Eukaryota; Metazoa; Arthropoda; Insecta; Ephemeroptera; Baetidae. Gene Ontology annotation, molecular function: proton channel activity. The coding region runs from base 102 to 2048 and encodes 648 amino acids. The transcript has 11 exons. Gene Ontology annotation, biological process: proton transmembrane transport.